Physcomitrium patens is the source of this 2283-nucleotide messenger RNA. RefSeq lists its product as uncharacterized. Lineage: Eukaryota; Viridiplantae; Streptophyta; Bryopsida; Funariales; Funariaceae. The record is from RefSeq and is a predicted model, not a curated record.
UUAUGAGAUGGGAUCUAGUGUUUUCUGAACCUUCAUUAACUUGCUAGGGAAGUUGUGAGCACCCAGUUGUGCAGAAGCUGGAUGCUCCAAUCUCGUCAUGGCGCCCCGAUCAGUUGCCGUCGUCGAAGGAGCAACAGCCCAGGCGUAGCACGGCGAAUCCCGACGUCGAUUUGCCUGCCGCAGCUUGCCAACGGGAUUGUGACCAAGUUGUGCACAACACCAAAGGCACAGUUGACUUGGUCAUUUAAGUGGCCACUCUGAACGGCGCCGCAUUCGGAGCUUCGUCGGAGCAUGGCUCUCUCGCCUCCGCUGGAGCCGUUCUGUUAACGAAUUUUAGCAACCCCCUGCGCGAUUCCUUUGCCGGUGGUGUUGAUGAUCGGAAGUCUUAGUAUUGACCGCGUGAUAGUGGCGGCAAGUUGCGAGAACUUCCUUGGUGGUCGUGGACACUGGUUUUUAUUCUACGAUGAUGUGUUCCUUUUUCAGUCAGUCGGUUGAGCUCAGAUCUUCUGGACAAACCAGCUGAAGCCUCUUCGCACCGGCGGCCGUCCGCCUUUUGUUAGGUUUGCAUACACAUCUGGUGAUGAGAUUGCCUCUCGUGAAGCUGGGGUGGGUAAAACACGUUUGGUGCGUUUGUCUGGAACUGGUAAUUGUCUGAAGUCGCCGCAGAGAUCUGUUACUGUGAGCUCGGGGCAAUAAUUUAGCGUUUUGUACCAUAGCAAUCAUUCACUUUGAAGUCUUCAAGUUCUGUUUCACAGGGUCUUGUCAGCUGCGGCGAGGAAGGAUACGCGGUGCACUGUGUUGCCUGGUCUUAGCUUCCCGCUAGUGUGUAAAGCUGAAUUUCGGCCAAACUUUGCUGUUUCUGACAAUGUGGUCUGGAACUGGGUUGUUGGAAAUCCCUCGCAGGAUACGCCAUAGCUAUCUGAAGCAGGUCGAAAGCUAAGUUACUUUGCCCACGUUGGGUAGUGUAGAUAGUCCGCUUGAUGUUCAAGCGUUUGGAGGAUUCUGUGGGCUAAAUUUUAUUAUUUUUCAUUUUAAGUGGCGAAUGUCGAAGACUCCAUGAUGCCCACAAAAUCUCUAGUUCACUGCGAGAGUGUGAUUCAUAGUCGGCGUUUUUUCUGGGCGAGUUUGUGACGCAGAGUGCCAGCUCGCGUUCGUUAAUCUAUUUGGACGAGAAAAUACAGAACAGGGGUCACACACUAACUAGAGGCAUAAGAGCACAGAGUUUACCGGUUUCUGAGAAAUCCAGGUUCAAAAUCAACAGGUCUAGGAAGUCUUACAAUGGGGAGUUCGAAAUGGCCGGUGCCCUUUCUUCUGCUUAUUCUCUCCGUCUUGUCUGCAGCUGGUGCUACCCACUCUGUGAUCGGAGAUAGAGCUGUGGCUGUUGGCGGACGUCGGGGGCUACUGCAGUCGACUGCUCCUUCGGUGCCUCCAGCGACAGUUGAACCUCCUCAAGUCGCAACACCUCCUCCAGUUGUAACAGAACCUCCUCAAGCAGCAACACCUCCUCCGGUUGUAGCAGGACCUACUCAAGCCGCAACACCUCCUCCAGUUGUAACAGAACCUCCUCAAGCAGCAACACCUCCUCCGGUUGUAGCAGGACCUACUCAAGCAGCAACACCUCCUCCAGAUGUAGCGGGACCUCCUCAAGAUGCAACACCUCCUCCAGUGGGCUCCUCCCCUCUAGUGGGAGGAGCUCCUCCCCCAACUAGUACCCCUGGUGCAGCACCACCUACAGGUCUCGGAGGUCCCACUUCUCCCCCGCCUACAGGUCCCCCGAGACCUUCAAUUGCCCCUUCUCCCAUCGCUCCAGCUCCUGCCCCAUUUGCGAUUACGCGACAGCAGCAUUUGAACGCGAUUAUAGCCGGCUCUGUCAUCGGAGGAGUGAUCUUGAUUGGUGCGAUCUUGCUCUUCUGCCGCUGCCGCUGCUUCCGAAGGGAGAAGGCGAUGCCAUUCCAAAGGUUGCAGAUGACUUAAUCGAUCGAUCGAUCGAUUGGUUUGCAUCAGAUGUAGUAUCCAUCAAUAGUAACUGCAAACGGUGAUUAGUGUUGGACCCAAUUGCAUUGUCGGUAUGUUCCGAAGUUCAUGAUGCACCGUGUAAGCCUUGCAGCAUGGAUCAUUGUGCGCGAGAAGGGACCCCAACUAGCAUUUGAAUUUUACGAGGCUGAGAAUUUUGAUGAUGGUUUUGUCAACUGUUUAUGUCUAGAUGGGCAUUUGACUACAAUCCCAAAAGGAAACUUGGAAGAAACCCAAUGCAAUAAAUUCUGGUUCAAGUUCAUUCUGUCA